AUGGGCAAGUUCAUCAAGGCCGGCCGCGUUGUUGUACUCCUCCAGGGCCGUUACACAGGUAAAAAGGCUAUUGUCGUGAAGCCCUUUGACGACGGGUCCAAGACGCGUCCAUUCGGGCAUUGUCUCGUCGCAGGCGUUGACAAGGCACCCCUGAAGGUGACAAAGACUAUGGGCAAGAGGAAGAUUGCCAAGCGGACUCGGGUCAAGCCUUUUGUCAAGUAUGUCAACUACAACCACAUGAUGCCCACUCGUUACCAGGUUCCCGCGGAAGUCGGCGUGCAGUCGUGGGUCACUGAUCAGCAGAUGGACAACAGCGAUGGCCGAGUGGAGGCCAAGAAGUUGAUCAAGAAUGCGUUCCAAGAGAAAUUCGCGAGCCCUCCAGCAGACAAAGCGGGUAAGCCUUCCAAGGACGUCCUCUACCUCCGGAAGAAGCUCCGUUUCUGA
This is a messenger RNA of Prorocentrum cordatum, 444 nucleotides long. The record is from the annotation of a GenBank genome assembly. NCBI's taxonomy places the organism in Eukaryota, Dinophyceae, Prorocentrales, Prorocentraceae.